Talpa occidentalis (Iberian mole) is the source of this 1951-nucleotide messenger RNA. RefSeq names its product family with sequence similarity 185 member A (gene FAM185A). The record is from RefSeq and is a predicted model, not a curated record. The transcript is spliced from 8 exons. Bases 1 to 1146 code for a protein of 381 amino acids. NCBI's taxonomy places the organism in Eukaryota, Metazoa, Chordata, Mammalia, Eulipotyphla, Talpidae.
AUGUUUGCCCCCAGCCGCGGCCGGGCGCUCUGCUACCUGCGGCGGGGCGGGUUCCGAGGAGGGGCGCGCGAGGUCGCCAGGUCCCGCUCUGGUGGGGGCGAGCGCCAGCAGGGGUCUGCGCCGCAGGUCCCUCCGCCCGGCCCUGCGCGCCGGACUCUGAAGGAGUGGUCGCUGCUGGUGAGCCCGUUCGGUCAGCUGCGGACGCGGCUUCCGUGUCACCUGGCCCUGCGGCCCUUGGAUCCCCUCACCUACCCGGACGGCGACCGCGUGUUGGUCGCGGUGAGCGGCGUGGAGGGCGGGGCGCCGGACCUGGCCGGCCUGCAGGUGAGGUAUGAUGAGGCGCUGAAGGAGGUGACCAUCCUGUCUGACACCAUCGACCCGCGAGUGUCCGUGGAGGUGAACGCGCCCUUGAAGUUUGAUUUGAAUAUCAAGUCAUCAGGGUCUGGCUGUGUAAAAAUCCAAAAUAUUGAGUGUGAUAAUUGCAAAAUUGAAACUGAGCAGGGUACCAGCAUCUUACAGAGUAUUAAGAGUCAAAAAGUACAUGUUCAAACAAAAGGAGGUGAAGUGAUCUGUCUGGGAACCGUUUAUGGAAAUAUAGAUAUUCAUGCAUCAGAUAAAAGUACUGUGACGGCAGAUAAACUGCAGGGAAGUUCUGUUAAUAUAUUUACUGAAGAUGGUUUGCUGAAAGCCAGGUAUCUUUAUACAGAAUCAUCACUUCUGUCUUCUGCUGCUGGGGAUAUUUCAUUAGGAAGUGUUCAUGGAAAUAUAACAUUAGAAAGCAAGACGGGUAACAUCACAGUAGAUUCAUCCUCUGGAUGUCUAAAGGCCUCAACUCAUCAGGGUGCCAUAGAUGUUUAUGUCAGCCAACUGGGGAAAGUAGAAUUGAAAUCCCAUAAAGGCUCUAUUCUUAUCAAGGUUGCAUCCUCUCUUCAAGCUCACUUACAGUUAUCAGGAAAAGAGGUUGAUAUGGAUUCCGAAGUCCAUGUUCAAGAAAUGACUGAAGCUCAUAAAGAUGAUUGUGUAACAAUUACUGGACUCAUGAAUCAAGCAAGCAAACAUGAAAAAUGGAUUAAGGCUGAUGCCCCAAAAGGCACUAUAAGUUUUAGAAGUCAAAACUGGUUUCAGUCCCUAAAACUGCAGGACUAAUGGUUUGAGUUGUAUUUAUAAUUUUUAACAAUGAUUAGCAGAUCUAUUAACAAACAUACAACUAUCAAACUUCAUGUUAAGGUUGAAAAUAACAAAUUGGAAAGAAUACUGGUGAAUUGUCUUGGGGGUGGUCUGUUUUUUUAAUAUUCGUACUUAGAUAUUAUACUAAUUUGUUUGCUCUGUAGGUGAAGAGCACAGUAUGAUUUGGUUCUGUGCUCAAGUUAUUCACAAACUGGACUAAAAGUGUUAACUGGGCUGCGUUCUCAUCUGGAUGCUCUGGGGAAAAAUUACUUCAAAGGUCACUCAUGUUUGGCAAAAUUCAGUUCCUUAUGAUUAUAUGACUGAGAUCUUGUCCUGGCUAUGAGUCAGCCAUCACGCUGAACUUCAGAGGCCACCCCCAUCCCUUCAUAGGCGGCUCUCUCCAUCUUCAAGCCAACAGUGAUACAUUCAGUUCUUCUCGUGCUUUGAAUAGCUGACCUCUUCUCAACUCACUGGAGAACAAUCUGCUUUUAAAAGGGCUCGGUUGAUUAAGUCUUGCCUACCACAGUCAUGGAAGUGGUAUGUCAUUACAUUUAGUUUCCAUGGACACUCGAGAAGAAGACAUUACACAAAGGCAUAGAUGAUGGGGAUAGUUAUCUUUGCACCAUAGUCCUCCAGUAAUGUUUUCUAUUUAGUAUUUCUUAUGAUAUCAAUGUAAAUUUAAGCUAUGAAUAAAAGCACAUCAUAAAUGGGAUGUGAUUGCUACUGUUUUUUGUUUGUUUUUUGCAUUGAGGAGGAGAAACAUACAGCUGUUUAAAAUCUGAUA